Molecule: messenger RNA, 1777 nt
Organism: Columba livia (rock pigeon)
Lineage: Eukaryota; Metazoa; Chordata; Aves; Columbiformes; Columbidae
Gene: MBD1
Product: methyl-CpG binding domain protein 1
Molecular function (GO): DNA binding; zinc ion binding
Source: RefSeq, a predicted model, not a curated record
UUAAAAGCCCAGAAAAGGCCCCAAAUGGCGCCGGCCAAUGGGACCCCCCCCCGAGCCUGGGGGCGGGGGCUAAAGAGGAGGCCCCGCCCACCCCACCUGAGGCCCCGCCCACACAACCUGAGGCUCCCCCUGUGCCGGAUGAGGCUCCGCCCCCACCAGAGGAGGCUCCGCCCACCCCACCUGUGGCUCCGCCCCCUCCCGCUGAGGCUCCGCCCCCAGCGGAAUUGCCCUCCCACCCCGGAGGACCCGGAAACGCCCUCCCCCCCCGAACCCCCCCAGGAGGGGGUGGUGGCGUGCUGCGGCGGGUGCCAGGGGCUGUUCCCGGGGGUGACGUUGCCGACUCAGCGCCGGUGCCGCUGGCUCUGCCCCGAGUGCCGCGCCCGGAGACGGGAAUUCAACCGGGAGCAGCGAUUCUACAAGCGCGUGGGCUGCGGGUCGUGCGGCGCGUGUCUCCUCCCCCGCGACUGCGGCAUCUGCAGCGCCUGCGCCCGCCCCUCCCCCGCCAAGUGCCUCCUGCGCCGCUGCCUGCGCAUCGUCAAGAAGGGCUGGGGCUGCGGGUCCUGCGGGGGCUGCCUGAGCACCGAGGAUUGCGGGAGCUGCUGCUUCUGCCGGCGCCGCCUGCAGCCCGGGAGGAAGCGCCAGUGGAGGUGCCUGCGGCGCCGCUGCCUGCGCCCCCAGAGGUCAGGGGUCACCAAGAAGCCGCCCCCCGGCCCCCGCAAACUGGCGCUGAAGCAGACAGCGAAGGAGAAGAAAAAACCGGGGAGACCCCCCAAGCACCCGGGGACGCGUGGGGGCGGGCGGAGCCGGCGCAACCGCCGUUGCGGGGCCUGUCCGGGCUGCGAGCGCCCGGCCGACUGCGGCCGCUGCGACUUCUGCCGCGACAAACCCAAGUUCGGCGGCCGCAACCGCAAGCGCCAGAAGUGCCGCUGGAGGCAAUGCCUGCGCCGCGCCAUGGUCAAGGAGCAGCCGCUGGGAUUGGAUGAGAAGGGGCCCCUCCCCCCCCCAGGCCCCCCUCUGCCCCUCCCCCCCUGCAAGGAGGAGCCGGGACCCCUCCCCCACCUUGAGGACCCCCGGCUGGGGCUCCUCAUCGCCUCCGCCCCCCGACUCAAAUCGUCACCCCCAGCACCCAACGUCACCCCCGGACCGCCCCCCCCCGGGGAUUUGGGGGUCCUGAUCGCCGCCACCCCCCGCGUCAAACAGGAGCCGCCCCCCAGCGCCUCCCUCGUGCCGGUGCCCCCCCGGCUGCCGCGAUUGGUGGUUCUGGAUGAGAGCGAAGAGGAGGAGGAGGAGGGGGGACAAGAGCCCCACCCCCUUCCCCCCCCCCCUAUUUUCCCAGGCACCUUCUUAGCCGAGCUGGCCGAGAUCCCCCUCCCCGCCCAUUGGGGGGUGGUGGACGCCGUCCCCCCAAUUCCCGCGCCCCCCGAAGCCCCCCGGGUGGCCCCCCCGGCUCUGCGGCUGGUCCAGCGCUGCCCCCGCUCGCCCAUGGCGGCCACGGCAGUUCUUUUGGCCCCCGGUUUGGCUUUUCGGGUGUUGGUGGCCCCGAGUCGUCCCGUCCCCCCCGGGCACGAGGUAUUGGCGAGUCGCCCCCCCCGCCUGCGUUCCGUGGACGAUUUGGUGGAGCUGUUGUGUGACCUGGAGUCCUAUCGACCCUGUCCCGGCCCCCCCGGGGACACCCCCAGGCCCCCGGCGCCGAGGUGUCACGUCUUGGUCCCUGGGGGGCGAUGUUGUCAGGCUUGUUUGCUGCUGGGGGGGGGGGAGGCGUGAAUGGGGAGGGAGG